Bubalus bubalis (water buffalo) is the source of this 2431-nucleotide messenger RNA. RefSeq names its product solute carrier family 35 member F2 (gene SLC35F2). Gene Ontology annotation, cellular component: membrane. The transcript is spliced from 8 exons. Lineage: Eukaryota; Metazoa; Chordata; Mammalia; Artiodactyla; Bovidae. The record is from RefSeq and is a predicted model, not a curated record. Gene Ontology annotation, molecular function: transmembrane transporter activity. Bases 516 to 1628 code for a protein of 370 amino acids. Gene Ontology annotation, biological process: transmembrane transport.
UGUCUGGCAAAGAAAGCAAGCCACUCUUUCCUUCUCUAUGGUUCUGACUCCCUAUUUCUGUUUGUGAUUGGUACAUAGAGAGUCAAGCUUUUGGCGGCAGUAGCUAAAUUAUCGCUUCUUAGGUUAGUACACUGGCAUAACCUCGAUUCACCUCAUUUGCUGAUUUUAAAUAAAGGACCAUAAGAACUUGAAAUGCAUACUGGGUGUCGCCCAGCAGUGAAGCUCCACUGCCAAGGCGGGAAAAAAAAAAAAGCGCCCUUUCUCCUGCUGCUGCUUGCUCUCGGAGGUGCCAGACUGUCAUCUGCUGAUGGAUCGUCUGGCCCCAGGGCCUUGACAGUUAAUGAUUUGCCGCAGAACGAGUCCGCCCAGCAGAGGUGAGAGAGGGACGCCGGCGAGAGCGAGAGCGCGGACCCACUGGCCCAGCCAAGCCCCCACCGGCCGCACAAGCGCCGCCUCCCUUCUUCCGGGACCCUGCACUUCUAGGGGUUCCGGGCGCCGGAGACCGCGGGGCUCCCAUGGAGGCCGCCUCGCCGGCGGGACCUAGCGGCCGGCAGCCGCACGCGCCGGGCUCGGCCAGCCUGCUGCUCUUGAUCAAGGGCAAACUCUUCACCUGGAAUAUUUUGAAAACAAUUGCCUUAGGUCAGAUGUUAUCCUUGUGUAUAUGUGGGACAGCCAUCACCAGCCAGUAUUUGGCAGAAAGAUAUAAAGUGAAUACCCCCAUGCUUCAGAGCUUUAUCAACUAUUGCUUGCUGUUUCUAAUUUAUACAGUGAUGCUGGCAUUUCAAUCAGGUAGUGAUAAUCUUUUAUGCAUCUUGAAAAAGAAAUGGUGGAAGUACAUCCUGCUUGGACUAGCAGAUGUAGAAGCUAAUUACCUGAUUGUCAGAGCAUACCAGUACACAACUCUAACCAGUGUCCAGCUUUUGGAUUGCUUUGGGAUUCCUGUGUUGAUGGCUCUUUCGUGGUUUAUUCUUUAUGCAAGAUACAGAGUGAUCCACUUCAUUGCUGUGGCUGUCUGUCUGUUGGGUGUAGGAACUAUGGUUGGUGCAGACAUAUUAGCAGGGAGGGAAGACAAUACAGGUAAUAAUGUACUGAUUGGUGACAUCUUGGUCCUUCUUGGAGCUUCCCUCUAUGCUGUUUCUAAUGUGUGUGAAGAAUACAUCGUGAAGAAGCUGAGCAGAAAGGAGUUUUUAGGAAUGGUGGGCUUAUUUGGAACAAUUAUCAGUGGCAUACAGCUAUUGAUUGUGGAAUAUAAGGAUAUUGCCAGCAUUCACUGGGACUGGAAAAUUGCCCUGCUAUUUGUAGCGUUUGCCCUCUGUAUGUUUUGCCUGUAUAGCUUCAUGCCACUGGUGAUCAAAGUCACCAGUGCGACUUCUGUCAACCUGGGCAUCCUGACAGCUGACCUCUACAGUCUUUUCUUCGGACUCUUUCUGUUUGGCUAUAAGUUUUCAGGACUCUACAUCCUGUCCUUCAUCGUCAUCAUGGUGGGGUUCAUCCUGUACUGCUCCACCCCGACGCGCACGGCAGAGCCAGCUGAAAGCAGUGUACCACCAGUCACCAGCAUUGGAAUUGACAACCUGGGACUGAAGCUUGAGGAGAACCUGCAGGAGACCCACUCUGCAGUCUUGUAGCUGGAGAAGAAGGCAUACACGUCCCCCUGAGGUUUCCUGGGAAGCUGGGAACUGUCACCUGGAUAAAGCAGAGCCUACGGCUUUGGGACACUUGAAAACUUAUCAGAGUGAACACUCCAUAGCAUUGGGUUUGAUCCAGUUGGAUUUUAAAAGGAAUAUUAAAGUCAUGUAUCAAAAGUGGAAAUGCCAAAAUAGAGCAGAAGCCGAGGCUAGGAUUAUGUUUCUGUAUGUUUCAGGCCUAGUACCUGUUAGUGUCAGGGAGACAAGGUAUGGGGCGCGUCCUGGGCUGUUAGAAGCACAGGUGGGAAAGCAGGAUUGGGCAGAUACUUGGGUGUGAGCCAGACUCAGGCUGUCCUGGAUGGGCUAGGUAGUCAGGAGGAGGGGCAGCCCAGGUGGUUGGGAGUAGGUUUUCUCAUUUGGAGGCAUCUUGAGUUUUGUCUUGCUGAGCCAAUUAUUGUCCACAAGACUUGUGGCCUUUUAGGAAAGGGAAAAAUGGGUGGGGCAGCACUUGAGAAAUCCUGAGAUACAACUGUGAGUACCAUAGAAGCCGUCAAGCAGAGUACAGUAAACCUAGGAACCUUUUCCCGAUUGUUACUAUGCUACUUCUUAGCAAAUAAUGUGCCAUGCGAUUUUUAUGAUACCUCUUCAAUACAGAGUGUUAAUAUGCAGCGUCAUUAUGAUAUCGACUGCCAGAAUACUACUUUGUAAAAACUCUGUAUGUGAACUUUUUGGGGUGAAAAAUAUAAUAAUGAAACUGAGGGUAAAUUCGUAUUAUUAAAAGAUUUUGAUUUCAUGGAAAUAUA